AUGUUGUCUCGUGUUCUAUGGCUAAAAGUUCUAAAGCGAUAUAAGAGGAUUUUAGGAAUGGAGGCCAAUACCUCGUUGCCUUCGAACGUAAAGCGUUGUUUUUUUAUCGGUCUGGGAUUAGGAACUGGAAUUGUAGCGAGUGCUUAUGUAGCUAAAAAGCUCUACGAACAGAAUAACAGCCGUGAGCUCGUGUUAGCUUUAAACCAAGUCACAAAUGAAAUUAAAGAACUACGGGUCUCAAUGGUCCAACAUUUUGAACGAACAGCAUCAGAGUUUUCAAAUGAACAAGUUCUAACGAAUGUGAAACGAAGGUAUAGGCUUGGGAAUGUUCAGCAAGAAGUGCUGAGAGAGAAUGAGACAUUGCCACAAGAUGAUAGCAGUUCAGAGGAUGAUUUUUUUGACUUGCUUGAUGAGGAAAUUGACAUUGUACAAAGCAAUGAUAGUGAAAGGUAAUAUAUACCAUUUAUACUGUCGGGGUGGGGUGGGGAUGGGCAACCCAGGGGGAUAUGAACUCUCCCUUUAACAGAUCAACCUUGUUCCCAUGCUGUCCCCUCUUGACAAUUACGGUAACAGAUCCAACUCAAAAUAAUGUACGAGUCAAAUCCAACCGCGAUCAGGCCCCCCUUGACUUUUGAAAAAAUAAUUGGUCAAAUGCCCGCCCGAACAAGCAGAAACCACAGUCAAAUGCCCAGCUAUAGGGGUAGUCCUGUUUCUGGAAUUUUGACUAAAAUUAAAUUGAGCAAGUAUUUCAAGAUUAAAAAGAACGAAAAAUAGGCCAGACAGUUCUUCUUUUUGUUCAACUGGGCAUAUUGUAUCAUAUAUCUAUGAUUGAUAUUUGUGAUUCAGAAGCAAUUUUCAAACUAUCGAAAAGAUGCAAAGUAGAAAACUCGUAAAGCGCUAGAAUGUACACAUAUUUUUAGGGAAAACUGCUGAGCAAGUUGUUGUCAAGUGGUCAAAUGCCCGGCCGGGCCGUCAAAUUCCCGACCGGGGCUGUCAAAUUCCCGCUUAUACGGGGGUAAUGUUAAGUCAAAUGCCCUGGGGUUGCCUGGGGGGGGGGCUGAUCGCGGUUGGAUUUGACUUGUACAUAAGUCUGGCUUAACAUUGAUAGGCGGGAAGUAUUUACUGUCUCUGGGGUGUGCAUCCCCCCCCCCCAUAGCGCUGGCCAGAGGGGGUGCUAUUUUUCAUGAUAAAGCAAAAAAUAUUAGAGACAAAAUGAGAUACAGUAUUAAAUUUGAGUAAUAACAUGAUGAUAAGCAAACUGUGAACAACAAUUACAAUUCAAAUACAGUAUGUUGAUGGGCGGGCGGCGCACCAUGCACAUGACCGACACAACUCCUGCAUCUAACCCUGAGGCCACUCCCAAAUUAUAAAAUAUGCAUGUGAGGAAAUGGAGUCAUUUUUUAUUGUUUCAGCUUACAAGAUAGAAGCAUAUUAAAUUUUGAUGAAUUAAUUAAAAAAUGUGACCAGUUAGCAGAGAAUGAAAUUCUUGCCGACAAUGAAAGAGAAAUUGGAAUUUUAGAAGAUCUUUUAACAAGAGUAAGUUGGUUCUGAUAUUCUUAUUAUAAAACCACACAACAAAAUUAGUUGGUGACUGUUACGAAUAGCCUACCCAGGAUUUUUUUAUGUAAAAAAAACAACUUUUGCCUAUGUACAGUGAAAUUUAUUAUCAAAGCAUGAUUUUAAAGAUUUACAACAUUUCCUGCAAUAGAUAAAUCGCAGACUAGGGUUGGACAGUUUAUCGAUAAACCGAGAGAAAAAACACGAUUUUUUAAAAACCAAUUCAACCAAUUUCAGUUUAGCCAAAAAAUGGAAAAGUAAGAAAAUUAUUGAAGCAAAAUGGUAGUAGAAUAUUGCCAAAAAAUUGCUGGAACGGCAUACAUAUAGCACCAGGCUGACCUGCCAGUCGGUCAGUCAGCCAGACCCUAUAGACCUUCCCCCUUAUGAGUGAAAUUUUGAUCUAGACAAGUGUGGACAACAAUUUCAUCACAGCUUGAAAGAGCAUCACAAAAUUAGUAAUAUACCGAAGUUUUGUUGCGAAAUGUUGUAAAAUGCGGAUAGUAUAGCCUUGCGAAGUUUGCCGUUUUUCAGUCAUUUUGUAUUACAAAUGGGAAAUUGAUAAUCAGAUGAUCAAACUGAUUAUCAAUUUUGCGUUUGUAGUACAGAAUGAUUGGAAAACGGCAAACUUCACAAGACUAUAUUAUCCGCAUUUUACAACAUUUUGCAACGAAACUUCGGAAUAUUACUAAUUUUGUGAUGCUUUUUCAAGCUGUGAUGAAAUUUUUAUCCAGGCAUAUCUAGAUCAAAAUUUCACUCGUAAGGGGAAAGGUCUAUUAGCAUAUCAAUAACUGUUGUUUCACUUGUAGAACACAGAGAAUGUUGAGGUGUUAAUGAGAUGUACGCGGGCAUAUAAAUCCAAGGCAAAUUUAGCCGAAGACAAAGAAGGAAGGAAGGAGGCUGUUUAUAAAGGUUUGUAUCAAGAUCAUACUGAUGCUCAGGCUUUGUAAACCACUGCUAAUAAAUGGCUCAUUCAGAAGAGAUCCACACUCCUCAACAAAUUUUUGCUGCCUGAAGGGGGAGGGAAGAAAAAUUUGUUUCUGAUAAUAGUAAAUGUAUAAGAAUGUCCAAAAGAGGUAGGCAGGCAUGGAUGUUUUUUGGAAUGAACGGCCAAUUAGCCAUUCCAAAGUUGAUGAGUGGACUGGGGACGAGUGUUAAAAAGUGCCCAAAUUAAGAAAUGAACCAAAUCACUAAAACGACCACCUCAAAAUUAGUAAGCAUAUGAAGUUUGAAGACGUUUACAUGAAUACCCUUCGAAUAAUAAGUUUUCGAAAAUUGUGAAAUUACUGAAUUAGCGAUUAAUUUAAAAGAUUGUUUUUGGGACGCGUGUCCCAAAAACAAAAAUUACAAUACAUUUCAUAGUAAAUAUCACAAUUUUCGAAAGCUUAUUAUUCAAAGGAUAUUCGUGUAAAUGUCUUCAAACUUUGUAUACUAGUCUUACUAAUUUUGAGGUGGUCUUUUUAGUGAUUUAGUUCAUUUCUUAAUUUGGGCACUUUUUAACACUCGUCCCCAGUCCACUCAUCAACUUAAUAUGUGGAAAUGUUGCAGGUAUGGAAUACGGUGAAAGAGCUGUAGAAAUCUCUGAGGAUCAUCCAACAGCUCAAAAAUGGUGAGUAGGAUAAUAUGACUGCAUCUUACAUAGAGGUGGUAGUCCACUUAGUGUAUAUGUCUCUCAUCUCUGUGGCUCUAGAACAGCACCUUCAAUUCAGUUUGUUAUAUUGUGUGUAAUAAAUAUAGGUUUGGCGUUUUAUUGGGAAUGGCUGCUGGAAUGGCGCCGUUGAUGGAACAGAUACCUCUUGCUCAUAAAUUUAGGGUAGGUACCUGAAAAAAUAAUGUUGAUUAUUGAUUAGUAAAAUUCUCUGGUGGUACACAUAAAAAAAUCUUGCAACAAUUUCCUAGAAAGCCUGUCAACAAGCUGUAACAUUAAUGCUCCCUUACAAAAAAAGUCUAUAGGCCUGGCCUAUAGGCCAACCUAUAGGUUCCUAUACGAAACCUAUAGGUUUUUAUAGGCAAUUGGAACAUUUUCUAUAGGUGACCUAUAGGGAUGCCUAUAAGCCUAUAGAGCUCUAUAGCUGCCUAAAGGCUUCUAUAGGGAAUUGGAACAUUUCCUAUAGGCACCUAUAGGCCACCUAUAGACUUUUUUCGUAAGGGCUGUUAUUUUAUCAAGUUGCAACUUGUUGACAAAUUGUUGACUUGCAGUCCUGACGAUAUAACAAGUUGUUGGAACAACUUAUAAGAAUGUCACAUGGCAUGCCGUUCUUGUUGGAAAUCACCGCAAACAUAAGACUGACAGUAUAGAUUUGUUUUUGAUAAGAACCACUGAUCACACCAUCAUUAAUUAACAUCGAAAUUAUGUACAUGUCACAUCCAAGUUGUCAAAACAAAGCUUGCUUAAAAGUCUCUAUUACAAACGUAAAAACGCACAAGUUGUAAAAAACCUGCAGCAGACUUGUAGCAAUGCUGUUCCAAUAACUUGUCAACAAGAUGUAUUGGCCCUUCUUGUAUCCAGCCUGUUGACAAGUUGUCAGCGAGUCGUUGACGACUUGCUACAAGGUUGUUGAGCUCAAAAGACUUGUUACAAGUUGUUCCAACAACUUGUUAUCAUCCUGCAAUUCAACAAUUUGUCAACGAGUUGUGAGUGACAACCUUGUAGCAACUUGAUAAAAUAACAACGUUACAACUUGUUGACAAGCUUGCUACAAGCCUGUUGGAAACACAUCUUCAGUUUUUUAUGUAUCAAUUUGUCAUAUAUACUGUAUGUGUGUCUAAAAUCUGUGAGUAUGGUGAUUUUGCAGAAACAUGUCAAAAAGGCAAUUGAAUUGAACCCAGAUGAUUCAACUAAUUAUCAUUUAUUGGGAAGAUGGUGUUUUGAGGUAAAUUUUGAAAGUUUACACAGUCUAGGUUUCUCAAAUAGAUUUGGUUAGUGAUCUAAACUUGCUUUAAUUCCCAGGUAGCGAGUCUGCCAUGGUGGAAACGGCAAGCUGCAGCCACGUUGAUCGCUGAACCGCCCACAUCUUCAUACGAGGAAGCUCUGUCUUUGUUUGAACAAGUGAGAUAUAUAACUUUUUAUUUAAGACAAUUUACAGAGUACUGAACUUGACAGAUAUUAUUUUCUCUUUCGUCGUACCAUCUAAAAUAUCUUUAUUUUAGCAUUCAAUUCAGGGCUCAAAAUGACGUUUUAUGUUGCAGCCAGUCAUGGUGACCAAUCAGUUUCAAUACACUCUUUCGAUAAUUACGUCACAAUUACAAUGUUUUCAACUUAGGACCACCUUAAAUGGAAGGGAUUCAAGUUUUUUUCUCAUGGGCUAUGCACAGAGAAGCAGAACAUGUGUUGAAGAAGGAUGUUCUGCUUCUCUGUGCAUAGCCCAUGAGAAAAAAACUUGAAAUCCUUUCCAUUUAAGGUGGUCCUUAAAGUUGAAAACAGUGUAGUUGUGACGUAAUUAUUGAAAGAGUGUAUUGUGUCUGGUCAAAUGCGAUUUCUGACCGAUCAGCUCCCACAAGACCCCACGAAUACUCGCCUCCCUGCAACGCAUUGCUCACUCAAUGCAUUAAGCAACGAUGCAGGCAGUGUAAUUAUUAAUUAUAACACAACUAAAGUUUAAAUAUAAUCUUUGUCAUAUCUUAAUUUGGUCUAUUAUAAGUUAUCUGACCAGCAGUUGGCAUACAAAAUUCAACAACUUAAAUUCGAAUGAAAAGUUUAAUAUGUCAAAGAAAAUCCUUACAUAAUAUUUAACGGGUCCACGUCAUACAAAUUUGACCGGUCAUAUUAAAAAUUCCGGUGACUGGCCGUUAUUUCGAGUCCUGUUAUUUUACAAUCAUACCUAAAUUGUUUGCUGUUAACCAUUGAUUUGUACCAUAUGUACAGUAUAUUAGUGUAUAUUAGUGUACGGAUUCUGACUUAUGGUUGAGCAUUUUUUCUCAUUUUAGGCAGAGAAACUUGGCUUUACCGGGCCCAAAAGUAACAGACUUUUUAUAGGAAAGGUGCGCGGUUAUUUGAACACAAAUGAAAGAUUUUGAAGAACUAUAUUUCCUUGCAGAGAUAGUAAAUCUGGAAAAACUCAUUGUAUUUUCUUCCAUUGCAGUGCCACCAAAGCCUUGGUGAUGUAGAGAAAGCAAAAGAAUGGUUAACGAAGUCGUUGGAAUUGCCGGUGAAGGAUUAUGACGUAAAUAUUUUUUUCUUUAUUUUUUUCUGAUUUUGAAAUUUGAAGUAUUACAUUUUAAGAUAAUGUUUUAAUAAAUGCUACAAAAUAGUACAAAGUGUCCUUAAAAAGUUGAAGUAAAAAGUAAUAGUAAAACUAAAAGUACUAUUGUCUGCAAUGGAUUGACAUACAAAAAAACAAAACAGCAUACCCAUUAUAUGCGUGCACCUAAUAUACAAUAUUUCACGGCAUGGUCUACUUUCCAGACCCCGUUGAAGAUAUAACAGGGUUCGUAGCGGUCUUUGAAAUCCUUGAAAGUCUUUAAAUUUGAAUGCAGGUCUUUGAGGUCUUUGAAAAGUCUUUAAAUUGUGUGAAAAAGCGAAGAAAGUCAUUAAAAGUCUUUGAAUUCUUUAGUGAGUAUUUGAUUAUACGAUUUCCUAGCUAAUAAAAUAGAUUGAUUGAAGCAAGAUUUUCGCAAAUAUCGACGAAAAGGCGCAUUUUAGGAUGUGAUUUGACGGGACUAAUUACUGGGUAAAAAUGGUGCUUAUACACUCGCAAUUUUUCGACAGCUGAUUGUCCUCAAAGGUCUUUGAAAGUCUUUGAAUUUUUUUGGUCUUGGAAACUAUGAACCCUGUAAAACUAAAAGUACUAUUGUCUGCAAUGGAUUGAUAUACAAAAAAACAAAACAGCAUAUGCGUGCACCUAAUAUACAUUAUUAUACAUUUAAUAUGUAUUCUCGUUUCUAAUUGGUCAGAAAGCAUCGGCUAAUUUUCAGUAUUCGGCAUUUAUUACGUAUUUUCCGCCGAUGACGUCAUCAGCGUCCAAUAAUUGUUUUUUUGGAUCGAACUUGCAUCCAAAAAAAAAAUUAUUGGACUCUCUCGUGCCCAAACCCUUGCGCGGCCAAAAGCUUGAACUAUAAGCGCGGGGGAAAAAAACAAACAAUGGCCGACAGCAGAUUUGCUUCGCUGAAUGAAAGUGAACUCUCCAAAUUAUUGGCAGAUAAGGAUAGUGAAAGCACGAAAAAAGCCGCAAAGGGGUAAAUAGAAGUAGAAAUAUAAUAUUUAGCUGACCUUUGACUUUGUGCAAGGUGUUUGAUAUUCAAAUUGCACUUUUCCUACCUCAUGAACAGGAAUCGUCCUAUACGUUUCUCAUGUCUUUAAAUGUAUAAUAAAACAAUUAUUGGAUUCUGCUUUCGCAUGAUAUCAAGAAUUAUUCAGACCUCGGUCUAUGUUAUCCGCCUCAGCUUCGCUUCGGCAGAUAACAUUGACCUCGGUCUGAAUAAUUCUUGAUAUCAUGCUCAGCCUCAUCCAAUAAUUGCUUAAUAUUUCACGACAUGGUCUACUUUCCAGACCCCGUUGAGGAUAUAAGAAAUGUACUAUUAAAUAAUUAAUGCUUAUAAGUAAGACACAAAUGAGAGAUUCCAGACACAUGUAGAUGUCCUAUUACCUAUCACAAAAUUAAAAUAAAUCCGGAAUAAAUCACGUAAAAUUAAAACAAAAGUUAGAAAGAAACCGACUUCGCCACAAAAUGAAAAUAACGAAGUAAACUUCUUAAAACGACUUCGUUCCAAGUAAAAGUACUCCAGAAAAAGUUUACUUUGUUACAUGCUGGCUUCUCAAAAAUAGUACUCAGGUACAGUAAUGAAGUACAUUUACUUCGCUACCUGACACCACUGAGUCCGUGUUUACAAAAAUUCUCUUGCUUAAGCUCGCUAAUAAUCAGACAUUCCUUGGGUGACACUCCUUGUAUAUCACAUUUUUAUUCCAGGAUCGAACAGCUCAUGAGGAGGCAACUGAAAUUAUGCAAACUUUAUAA
Paramuricea clavata is the source of this 7508-nucleotide messenger RNA. The record is from the annotation of a GenBank genome assembly. NCBI's taxonomy places the organism in Eukaryota, Metazoa, Cnidaria, Anthozoa, Malacalcyonacea, Plexauridae.